Molecule: messenger RNA, 1475 nt
Organism: Nymphalis io (European peacock)
Lineage: Eukaryota; Metazoa; Arthropoda; Insecta; Lepidoptera; Nymphalidae
Gene: cpb
Product: F-actin-capping protein subunit beta
Exons: 6
Coding region: 145-975 (276 amino acids)
Biological process (GO): regulation of lamellipodium assembly; negative regulation of filopodium assembly; barbed-end actin filament capping
Cellular component (GO): F-actin capping protein complex; cytoplasm
Molecular function (GO): actin filament binding
Source: RefSeq, a predicted model, not a curated record
CUAACUUCUAACUUCAGCGAAGUUCUUAAAUCAUACUCUUCAGAAAUAGUAAUAUUUUAAUAUUGCAUUUCCAGAUUAAUUCUAAUAUUAUUUUGAUUUUAAUAAACGGCUUUAAACUUUGUGUUUAAAAGUUUGAUUUGAACCAUGACAGAACAGCAGAUGGAUUGUGCCCUAGACUUAAUGAGGAGGUUGCCUCCUCAACAGAUCGAGAAAAAUUUGACAGAUUUGAUCGACUUAGUGCCGAGUUUAUGUGAGGAUUUGUUAUCAUCGGUUGACCAACCGUUAAAGAUUGCACAGGACCGUAGUAACGGGAAAGAUUACUUGCUGUGUGAUUACAACAGAGAUGGAGACUCGUAUCGGUCUCCAUGGUCGAAUACAUACGACCCUCCUUUAGAAGAUGGUUCUAUGCCUUCUGAGAGACUGAGAAAAUUAGAGAUAGAGGCAAAUCACGCAUUCGAUCAGUACAGGGAGAUGUAUUUCGAAGGUGGAGUUAGCUCAGUAUAUUUAUGGGACAUGGAUCAUGGCUUUGCGGGUGUAAUUCUAAUAAAGAAAGCAGGAGAUGGAUCCCAAAAAAUUAAAGGCUGCUGGGAUUCCAUCCAUGUGGUUGAAGUGGUGGAGAAGAGUUCAGGUCGCAAUGCUCAUUACAAGUUGACGUCAACUGCUAUGCUCUGGCUUCAAACUAAUAAGGAAGGGAGUGGAACAAUGAACUUAGGGGGAAGUCUCACCAGACAGGCUGAACAAGAUUCUUCAGUAAGUGAUGUCACUCCACACAUCGCUAAUAUAGGUCGCAUGGUGGAAGAUAUGGAAAAUAAGAUCCGUAAUACAUUAAAUGACAUUUAUUUUGGAAAGACAAAAGACAUUGUUAAUGGUCUACGAUCAACGGUGCCAGCUAAUGUGGCACGACAGAAGGCAGCCUUGCAGCACGAUUUAGCCGAGGCACUGCUCCAGCGCAGACAAGUCACUCGUGCCGACUGAGACUGCGAGUACUCUGAUGAGUUGGAGGUUUUGGGUUAAAUAUUUAACAACGACAUAGAAAAGUUCAAGAAUUAUGGAAAUUGUAGUAAUCUAUUAUAAAUAAUACGAGUUAUUGGUAUCAACACACUUUAAAAUUUUAAUAUAAGCAUCCAUUACGGUGCUCAUAAAUGUCCAUUAUAUUGUGUUAUUUUACAUAAGUAGUGAGGGUUUGAAUAAAAGCUUAGUUAAAAUUUUAAUUAGCCCAAAAUAAUAUGUCCAUCUCUUUGAUUGCAUUUUUAUUGCUUAGUAUUUUUUAUUGUUAAUUAGAAAAUCGCAUUUUAAAUUUAAGAUAUUCUAUACAAUAAGAUAUCAGUAUGUUAUUAAUAUAACUUUAAUGCAUGGUAAGCUCUAAGCCAAUUGUUAAUGUUGCAAUAUUAAUUGUAUCCAGAGAACAUAAGUUUUUCUUCAUAAUACAAUAAUAGUUUUGGAUUGGCCUCUCUAAAUAAAGUAUAUUUAUCUGA